UAGGCUGGGGCAGGCUCCUGGUGGCAUGGCAGGGAAGCUGGGGAUCCUCCUGCUGGCCCUCAUGCUCAGCUUGGCGCAGCCAGCCUCGGCCCGCCAGAAACUCCUGUUGUUUCUGCUGGACGGCUUCCGAGCAGACUACAUCAGCGAUGAGGCCCUGGAGUCCUUGCCUGGGUUCAAAGAGAUUGUGAGCAGAGGGGUCAAAGUGGAUUACUUGACCCCGGACUUUCCCAGUCUCUCUUAUCCCAAUUACUACAGCCUCAUGACCGGUCGCCACUGUGAGGUCCAUCACAUGACCGAGAACUACAUGUGGGACUCCGACACCAACAAGUCAUUUAACAUAGGUAUCAACAGAGACAGCCAGUUGCCUCUCUGGUGGAAUGGAUCAGAACCUCUGUGGGUCACUCUGACCAAGGCCAAAAGGAAGGUCUACAUGUACUACUGGCCAGGCUGUGAGGUUGAGAUUCUUGGCGUCAGACCUACUUACUGCCUCGAGUAUAAAUCUGUCCCAACGGAUGCCAAUUUUGCCAACGCAGUCAGCGGCGCUCUUGACGUCUUCAAGAGUGGCCAGGCGGACCUGGCGGCCAUCUACUACGAGCGCGUCGACGUGGAAGGCCACCAUCACGGGCCCUGGUCGCCACAGAGGAAAGACGCCGUGAAGGCCGUGGACACCGUGAUGGCGUACUUGACCAAGUGGAUCCAGGAACGGGAGCUGCAGGACGACCUUAACGUCAUCAUCUUCUCAGAUCACGGGAUGACUGAUAUUUCGUGGAUAGACAAAGUGAUUGAGCUGUAUAACUACAUCAACCUUCGUGAUCUGCAGCAGGUGAAGGGGCGAGGGCCAAUCAUGAGCCUGUGGCCAGCCCCUGGGAAGCAUUCGGAGAUAUAUAACAAACUGAGGCGAGUGGAGCACAUGACUGUCUACAAGAAGGAAGACAUUCCGAGCAGGUUCCAUUACAAGAAAGGGAAGUUUGUCUCCCCUCUGACCCUAGUGGCUGACGAAGGAUGGUUCAUAACUGAGAAUCGACAGUCACUUCCAUUCUGGAUGAACAGCACCAUCACCCGCAAGGCAGAAGGCUGGCAAUGGGGCUGGCACGGAUAUGACAACGAGCUCAGAACCAUGAGGGGCAUCUUCCUGGCCUUCGGACCUGAUUUCAAGUCCGACUUCAGAGCCGCUCCCAUCAGAGUCGUGGAUAUCUACAACCUCAUGUGCAGAGUGACAGGCGUCACCCCCCUGCCCAACAACGGGUCCUGGUCCCGGGUGAUGUGCAUGCUGAAGGACCCGGCCAGCUCGGCCCCGGGUGCCCUGCCCAGCGCCUCUGCACUGGUCACCGUCCUGGUGGUACUGCUGGUGAUGCUGGGCUAGCUGCGUGCGCCGUGUCCCCAACACUCGGCACAGUGGGUGAAUUAACCACCUCCUUGAUUCAUGCAAGGCCAUACAACUAUUAAUCUAUUCUUGGAUGAUUCCAUACACAAGAGUCCCUACUUCUUUAGAAUCGUUUUUGUUUUUUCUAGAGGUAAGGAAAGUUCUAGCUUUUCAUUUGUUCAACUAGAGGUUAUUUUCUUUCUUUCUUUUUUUUUUUUUUCAUGUACUCAGAUGAAUUGUCUGAACAGGGCCUCCCGCUGUAGUGACCAGACCCCAGGUGGGUGUUCUAUGGAGUCCUGGCCCCUCUGUUUUGCACAAAAUAGGCCCUGGUCUGAGGUCUGUCUACACCUGGGAGCCAUCCUGUAUAGCUCCUUCCAUCGGGGGAAAAAGGAGGCUCAUGUGAAAGCAGUAGCUGCUGUCUAUUUCUGACCCAGCUCGUGGGGUUUCUUCACCUUAUACAAAGUCCCAGAAAGGGCUUAUCUUAGCUUGGCUCACCCAUCAGUCAAACUCACUAAGAACUGCAGAAUUGCAGAGAACAAAAUGAAAGAUAUGGGUUCCUUCCCAAAGUCUGGGUGCACAAAAUUUUCUCCCUGCGUUGAGGAGCAGAAGAAUUUACCAUGGAUACGGGCUCCUUCGAGCCUUCUCCUAGCGUAUUCGCGGUGUGAACACACACACGCCAGGAGCUGCCUUGCCUGUCUGCCCAUCUGCCUGUGGGGAGGCUGGCUUAGAGGAUCCUAUAUGGAAUGUGAGUGCGUGCUCAGUCACUUCAAUCAUGUCUGACUCUGUGCAACCCCAUAGACUGGGGCCCCCAGGCUCCUCUGUCCAUGGGAUUCUCCAGGCAAGAAUACUAGAGUGGGUUGCCAUUUCCUACUCUAGGGAAUCUUCCCAACCCAGGGAUCAAACCCAGGUCUCCUACACCUUCUGCACGGGCAGGUGGGUUUGUUACCACUAGUGCCACGAUAAACUCCAGCAACGCCUGACAUAUCAUCUAUCAUCACGGGUGGGGAAAGGGAUGUCUGGCUGAUGACAGUGUGGACAUACUUGCAGAAAUCUCACUCCAUUGCUUGAAAUGGUGACGUACUGAGCGUAGGUUUGAUGCACCCGUGUCCCUGAGAGCAAGGUUUCUUUAACAGCCACAGCAAAGUGGACCCUUGAGUCACCCAGAAUUCCAAGAAAAAUGGUGGAGCGCAGGGAACAGAGUUAGCGUGAUGCAACUGAAUCCCAGUCACUAACCACUCAGCCAUUUGAUUAGGUAACAGUUUGGGCAAAGUGACACCUCAGAGACCUUGGUUUUUAAGAAACCCCAAAGAAGAGGCUCUGAGCCUUGGUUGAAAUGUUUUUAGUCUUGUAAGUCUGCUAUAGGAGAUAUAUUGUUGCAAAACAAGGGAUACCUGCACUUCUGUAUGAUCAGAGUCAUAGACAUGUAUCACUGCCUUAAAAACGAGUUUGUGCUAAAUGAAUCCCACCUGCAGAUGAGACAUUUCAUCAAGAAAAGACAACAGAUCAGGUGUCGGCAGAACAAUAAAGCCCCUUAUGUGCUGUUUACCUUGAAAAAUGAAAAUCUACGCUCACCCUGAUUCAAGAAGUCUGGGAGCCAUCUCUAGACCUUGAAUCAUGAGAGCGAAGGAUCACUGCUUAAAAAUAUCACAUUUAUCUUCACAAAAGAUUUCUAAGGUUUUAUGUAAUGUGUUUUUAAAGCGCUAGCAAACCAUCAAGUCAAUAGGAAAGGCAAAUCAGCCUUUGUCAUCUGUCUGAAAGCCAAUUAGUGCUUUGGGAACAUUGUGGUGGUUAUUGAAACAACAUCUAUUGUUUAAAGUUUUCUCUCUCUGUAAAGGACUGUGUUCUAAUGAAUUUGGUGGAGCUCAUUGUGCUCCCAUGUGAAGAAAGAGGACCUAAAAGAAACCCACUGAUUCAAUUAAAAGUGGAUUAUACAAGUCUAGAGGGGUACGAACAGAUACACGAUCUUGAGUUUGUCCUUCCCACUCUGGUCUACCAAUUUUUCCCCUCACUCAUUCUUAAAAUCUUCAAGUUACAUAAUCAAAUUUCAGACAUCUGCCUGGCAAGGCGUAGUUACUCUGUAAGUCGUUUUGAAGCUCCAGUACUUUGCGCACCUCAUACGAAGAGCCGACUCUGCAGAAAAGACCCUGAUGCUGGGAAAGAUUGAAGGAAGAAGAAGGGGAUGACAGAGAAUGAGAUGGUUUGAUGGCAUCACCGACCCAACAGACAUGAGUUUGAGCAAACUCUGGGAGACGGCGAAGGACUGGGAAGCCUAGCAUGCUGCAGUCCAUGGGGUUGAGAAGAGUUGGACACAACUGAGCAACUGAACAACAACAACAACAAAAAUGAGAAUAAGACACGUUUGGAAUCAUAAAUAUUGGUGAAUAAUAAGAAAAUUCAGACACUGAGUGGAAGCAAAACCGUAAACCUAAAGCAACACAUAUGUUUUAGUGGCUCAACUGUUUAGCUAGAAUUUUUUUCUUCUGAUUUUUGUUCUAAGCUAUGUUCUUUUCCCAAGGAAAAUUCUAUUUUCUCUAAAUGCAUUUUGUUCCAUCAGAGUAACAUUUGCUAGGACCAUACACACAACUUUCCUCCUAUUUUACCACUUCAUCGCUAAUUCCAGGAGGAAGGUCAUUGGAGUGACCUGCAAAUAUCAAAGACAGAUGAAAGAAGUGAUCUUUAAGUUAAAGAUGAGGUGAGAGGCUACUGUCCCUUCCUGUAUGCAGAAUCACCAGAACCCAACUCAACUAUGUUCUGAAGCCUUCACCAUCAAUUAGAGCAGACCCAGGGAGUUCUUUCACACCUCCAAGAGGCCUGACUUACAAAGUCCCAACUCUCUUUACUUCUAAAGGGCUCUUCGAAAUCCACAGCAGAUCUGAACUGUCAUAGACAGCAGUUUGCAAACCUUCUGGGAUUGCCAGCAUCAUUGGCCCUCUUCCGGAGAUGCAGGUUCUGAGGACCUGGCAUGGGGCUUUCCACAACACUUUUAAGUCACAUGGAUCUAAGGUCCAGGUUUGCCCUAAUGAGUGGUGGGUUCUGAUUUGACCUUGGUACACCUGAGUCUCCCACAGCAAUUUCAUGAUCUGCUGCUCUCUUCAGUGGCCAUCAGCCUGGCAUUGGCUACUGAUCCCAGCUGGGUCAGCUUCCCGCCCUUCUAAAACCAAAGCAGAUCUGUAAGUCCCAGUGAUGAAAUGGCUUUUCAAUACCCAAUCCCCAUGAGUUUAAGAUCCUCAACGGUGCUAUCAGACAAACUCAUUGUUCAAGACACAGCUCUUUUAUGAAUUUUCUAUGAAAGUGUUUUACAUGUCUGUAAAUCUCAAGAGAUUUCCAAAUGUGAUUAUGUGUUUAAUCUUUGUAAGCAAUUGGUGAUAGGCCAAAGUCAGCUCUUGUAAGUUACUUGUGAGGAGGAAGAAAGAUGGUAGGCUUGACAGCCUAGUUAUAAACCACAGGAAACUUGGUCUCAGGUCUGUGUGAUGGAAGAUAUGCUUAUGUGUUGCUUUGAAAUCAUAAAAUUGCACCUAGUAUUGUGUCUCACGUGUUUCGUAAAUGUCCCAUAAAUGUGUUGAAUCAAAAAAAGAAUAAAUAAAACUGAGGAGACUUGCUUACACAGCA
Dama dama (fallow deer) is the source of this 4972-nucleotide messenger RNA. It is a transcript of the gene ENPP6, whose product is annotated as ectonucleotide pyrophosphatase/phosphodiesterase 6. Bases 26 to 1363 code for a protein of 445 amino acids. The transcript is spliced from 8 exons. The record is from RefSeq and is a predicted model, not a curated record. NCBI's taxonomy places the organism in Eukaryota, Metazoa, Chordata, Mammalia, Artiodactyla, Cervidae.